Molecule: messenger RNA, 633 nt
Organism: Paramecium tetraurelia
Lineage: Eukaryota; Ciliophora; Oligohymenophorea; Peniculida; Parameciidae
Exons: 3
Source: RefSeq, a predicted model, not a curated record
AUGUAUAAACAAUAUUUAUUCGUCUGUCUCUUGCUAGCAUUAGCUGUUUGUGAAGGAGGAUAUUAGAAUGUCAAAAUUAAGGAAUUUAUGAGUCAGAAUAAUGAAAUUUUCACCCACAUCAACGAAAUCCUAGAUGAUGAAGCUGGCCCAGAAUACUUCCUUUGGAAAAUAGAAAGCGUUUAAUAGCAAAUAGUUUCAGGAAUCAACUACAAAAUGGUCGUUGACUAUUAAAAAAAAGACGACCCUAACCAACUUUCAUAGUAAUUUAAUUUAAGACCAUGGACUAACACUCGCAAAGUGACUAGCAUGGAAUCAAAAAACCUUAGAGUUGAUAACAAAAAGUCAAGCAAUUUCAAAUAUCAUGGUUGGGUCGAUCUUGAUGCCUAAUAAUUUAAUACAAAAUACCCUCAAAUCUAAACAUUAUUGCUCUCAAAAUUGAUACCCAAGUUUGACUUAGAAGACAAUACUUCCAUAAUGGAAAUAUAAUCAGUCAAAGAAUAAUUUAUAGCUGGCAAAACCUAUUUAAUAUUUGUACAAUUAUCAGAUGGUAAAAAGUAUAAAGGAACAUUGUAUGAAAAUCCAUGGUCGAAGAAAAUGGAAGUGGUAACAGUGGAACUAGAGGAAGAGGAGUGA